This is a messenger RNA of Petromyzon marinus (sea lamprey), 10450 nucleotides long. The record is from RefSeq and is a predicted model, not a curated record. Lineage: Eukaryota; Metazoa; Chordata; Hyperoartia; Petromyzontiformes; Petromyzontidae.
GCACAUUCGUCCUCACUGUGCUUGGAUGACAUGACAACAGAAUGAUCCGCGCCAGGUGAAUCUCGGCGUUAAUGUGCGGUGGGACAGAGUUGCCAGAAUUUAAUAAGUUAAUUUACGAUUAUGACUUCCGUAUAUUCGGGACCCCGGGGUCCCACCAUAAGGUUCAUGUUAAGACUACAGAUCAGCAAAAUCUGCGACUUGUCUUUUUUAAGGCAUUUAUUCUGACUGGUGAUUAUCUACAGGAAAAGAGGCAAACCCUGAAUAAGGUACCUCAGAGUUUCAAUGACAUAAAGCUCAUCCUCGGCACCAUUUCCAGCAUUAUGGAGGAGUCUCUCACUAUGGAGCUGAUGCUGAAGGACAUCCAAGAGAAAUAUCACAACUUGGUUCUGUUUGACAUUGAAUUAACACAAGAAGAAAUUGAAGCUCUUGCUAAUGUGCAAUCAUUAUGGGAAAACCUGAUAAUGGACUCGAAGAAAACCAACUACAACCUAACCCCUUUGAAGAAACACUUUAUGCAGAUUACUGCAGAUGAUAUGAGCGUGUUUAAGCAAGACCUGAUGCAGUUUAUUGAGAGGUUCCGCUGUGAGGGCCCUGUCUCUUUUGGACCUAACUUUGACAAAGGCCUGGAAGUUUUGGUGAUAUUCCACAAUGAAGCUGAUGAGUAUGAAAAAAGGAAAAAGGAACUGACAAAUGCAGAGAAGCUAUUUGACCUCCAAAUUACUGCUUGCCCAGAACUUGUUAAUAUUCAAACCGAAAUAAAGGACUUGAAAGAAAUCUACAACAUUUACAGUCAACUGAAGGCCACAAAACAAAAGUGGGCACAGAUGCUGUGGCGUGACCUGGACAUGUCGAAUUAUGAAGAGGGGGUGGAUGUGCUCAUGAAGUCGCUGCACAGUCUCCCAAAGAUGGUCAGGGAAAUGUCUGCAUCAUUAUUCUUGGAGGCUAAGAUCAACGACUUCACCAGUGCAUUGGCUCUGCUGGCAUAUUUGAAGGCAGAGGCACUGCAGGAGAGACACUGGAAUAAGCUAAUGGACAUGGUUGGCAUUCGCUGUGACUUGGAUCCUGACAAGUUUACACUGGAAAAUGUGUUUUCUAUGGAACUGCACAAGCACAAUGCCAAGAUCCCGGAGAUCAUCACCACUGCUGCUAAGGAGAUUAGCAUAGAAAAGGGCAUAAAGGAGAUUGAGGAUACAUGGAAAAGCAUGGAGUUUACACUUACACAGCACAUGAAGGGGACGGAGGGACGAGGACAUGUGCUGGACGCCACAACUGAGAUCGUACAAAUGCUUGACGACCAAACCAUGAUCUUGCAGGGAAUGGCCGGCAGCCGCUUUAUUGGUCCCUUCCUUGGCGCUGUGCAGAGCUGUGAAAAAUCCCUGUCCCUCAUCAGAGAAAUCAUUGAGAUGUGGCUGGUGGUACAAAGUAAAUGGAUAUAUCUCGAGAGUAUAUUUAUCGGAGAGGAUAUCAGGUCACAGUUACCAGAGAAAGCCAAAUGCUUCGACAGCAUGGACAAGAUGUUUAGGAAGAUCAUGUUGGAGACACUAAAGGACCCACUCAUAAAGCACUGCUGCCUGGCACCAAAUCGGUUAUCAUCACUGAUGAAUCUGUGCGAGGGGCUGGAGAACUGCCAGAAGAGCCUCAACGACUACCUGGACUCAAAGCGCAAUGUAUUCCCACGCUUUUUCUUCAUCUCCGAUGAUGAGCUGCUGAGCAUCCUGGGUAGCAGCAACCCCUGCUGCGUGCAGGAGCACAUGAUCAAGAUGUACGACAACAUCGCAUCUCUGAGCUUCUGUACAGACAGCCAUUCUGAGACACAGGUAACGGGGAUGUUGUCAGCCGAGGGUGAGGUGAUGAAUUUCCGCCGGCCAGUGUUGGCCGAGGGCUAUGUGGAGGACUGGAUGACGAAAGUGCUCUAUGAGAUGCGGUCCACCAAUAAGUUCAUCACCAAGAAGGCCAUCUUCACAUACUAUGAGGACAAAAGCAGAGUGGACUGGAUGCUUCCACUUCAGGGCAUGGUGGUGCUGGCUGCAACCCAGGUUUGGUGGACCUGGGAGGUGGAAGAUAUGUUCUGUCAGAUUGGCAAAGGCCAAAAGCUGGCUAUGAAGAGCUAUUCCACUAAGCUGCACCGUCAGAUCAAUGAGCUGGUUUCCAGAAGCUCUCAGCCUCUCAGUAGCAACAACCGCAAGAAGUACAACACCGCACUCAUCAUCGACGUGCAUGCCCGUGAUAUUGUGGACAUCCUCGUAAGGGACAGUAUUGUGGAUGUGAACGAGUUUGCAUGGGAGAGUCAGCUGAGGUUCUACUGGGACUGCGUUCCGGACGAGUUGACCGUGAGACAGUGCACAGGCACGUUUGGCUACGGCUACGAGUACAUGGGGCUGAAUGGUCGUCUGGUGAUCACGCCACUCACGGACCGCGUCUACCUCACGCUAACGCAAGCCCUGACAAUUUUCCUGGGUGGGGCACCUGCUGGACCUGCAGGGACGGGCAAAACGGAGACGACUAAAGACCUGGCGAAAGCCCUGGGACUGCUCUGCAUGGUUACCAACUGUGGCGAGGGCAUGGAUUACAAGGCUAUAGGAAAGAUCUUUUCCGGACUGGCCCAAUGCGGUGCCUGGGGCUGCUUUGAUGAGUUCAACCGCAUCGAUGCUUCCGUGCUAUCUGUCGUUUCGUCCCAGAUUCAAACCAUUCGAAAUGCACUCAUCAACCAUCUCACUAAAUUCCAGUUUGAGGGCAGUGAGAUUUCACUGGAUUCAAAGAUGGGCAUCUUCAUCACCAUGAACCUGGGCUAUGCUGGCCGCACUGAGCUGCCCGAGUCUAUCAAGACUUUAUUCCGGCCAGUCAUGGUCGUUGCGCCAGACUUGCAGCUCAUCUGUGAAAUAAUGCUCUUCUCAGAAGGGUUCCUCAUGGCAAAGACUCUUUCCAAGAAGAUGACCACGCUUUACAAGCUGGCACGGGACCAGCUUUCGAAGCAGAGUCACUAUGACUUUGGGCUACGAACUCUCAAGUCUGUCUUGAUCAUGGCCGGUGAUCUUAAGCGAGAGGAACCGUACCUCAGCGAGGACGUGGUGCUGAUGCGGGCCCUACGAGACAUGAACCUGCCCAAGCUUGUGUUUGAGGACGUGCCUCUCUUCUUGGGCCUCAUCUCCGACCUCUUCCCAGGCCUCGACUGCCAGCGCGUGUCGUAUCCUAGCUUUGUCAAGGCCGUGGAGGAGACACUGCAAGAAAAGGGCUACUUGGUUCUUCCUGCCCAGGUGGACAAGGUGGUGCAGUUGUAUGAAACCAUGAUGACUCGCCACACCUCUGUCGUGGUAGGCCCUACUGGUGGUGGGAAAUCUGUGGUCAUCAACACCCUGUGCCAAGCACAGACCAGACUUGGCCUGGUCACAAGGCUGUACACACUGAACCCAAAGGCAAUGAGCGUGAUCGAGUUGUAUGGCGUUCUGGAUCCUGGCACGCAGCAAUGGACCGAUGGUAUCCUCUCGAGCAUUUUCCGGAAUAUAAACAAGCCUACGGACAGGCAGGAACGCAGGUACAUUUUGUUUGAUGGUGACGUGGAUGCCCUAUGGGUGGAAAACAUGAACUCUGUGAUGGACGACAACAAGCUGCUAACGCUUGCUGAUGGGGAACGCAUUCACCUUCAGCCGUAUUGUGCCAUGCUUCUGGAAGUUGGGGAUCUAGAUUAUUCGUCACCUUCUACAGUGUCGCGUUGUGGAGUGGUGUACGUUGACCCCAAAAACCUACAGCAUUUACCCUACUGGAAAAAGUGGCUUAAGAAGUGGCAUCAGAAAACACAAGAGAGCCUGGAGGUGUUAUAUCUCAAGUACGUCCCACUGUGUAUGCAAAUGAUUGUGGACGGAAUUGUGAACGGGACCCAGGAAGUCAAGCCCAAAACCAUGGUGCCCCAGACGGACCUGAACAUGGUUGUGCAACUGUGCAUGAUGCUGGAUGCACUGGUGGAGUUGGCUGGAGAAGACAGCUCAAUGCUCGAGUGUUCUUUUCUAGAAGCUCUCUUUUGCUCUCUGGGAGCAACUCUUCUAGAGGAAGACAGAAUCAGAUUUGACAAAUUAGUGAAAAAAAUCUCAGGCAUGCGCCUCGUGUCUGAGCAAGGCAGAGUGGUAGGACCUGAUGAACUUCCCGGUCAGUGCCCUACGCUCUAUGAUUUCCAUUUUGAUGAACAAAGCAAACAUUGGGUGAGCUGGGCCAAUCGAGUGCCCCAGUACAUGCCCAGGCCCGAGGUCAGAUUCGGCGACAUUCUUGUUCCCACAGUGGAUACUUUGCGGAUCACGUGGCUUCUCGAGCAGAUGGUCAAGAUUAAACGCCCUGCACUACUGGUCGGGGAAUCUGGCACCUCCAAAACAGUCAUCACACGCAACUUUCUCAAGGAUCUCAAUAAAGAAACCACUAUUGUGCUUAAAAUGACCUUCUCAUCUUGCACCACAUCAAUGGAUGUUCAACGAAACUUGGAAGCCAAUAUCGAAAAAAUAACAAGGGACACGUUCAGCCCACCUUUGGGCAAGAGACUGCUCAUGUUCAUAGAUGAUAUGAACAUGCCUCGGGUGGAUGAGUACGGAACACAGCAGCCAAUCGCAUUGCUAAAGUUGUUGUUGGAGAAAGGCGGAAUGUACAACCGUGGGCAGGGGGUAAACUACAAGAACGUGAAAAACCUGGACUUCCUGGCUGCGAUGGGCAAGGCUGGAGGAGGCCGCAAUCAAGUGGACCCGCGCUUUAUGUCCCUCGUCUCCACCUUCAUUGUCACUUUCCCAAAAGAGGAGUCGCUGCACCAUAUAUACACUUCUAUCUUAAAAUGCCACACAACGACAUUUUCAGACGAGGUGCAGUCAAUGUGUGAGAAGAUUACUGCUUGCACGCUCAAGCUGUAUAACAACGUCAUUCACAACCUCCCACCAACCCCCUCGAAGUUCCAUUAUAUUUUCAAUCUGCGAGACCUCUCCAGAGUCUACAGUGGCUUGUGUCUCACCACACCUGAAAGAUUCACCAUGAAAGCGCAGUUUGUAAGAGUCUGGAGAAACGAGUGCCUUCGUGUUUUCCAUGACCGGCUUAUAAACAAAACUGACCAAGCACUUGUUCAGCGCAGUAUACAGGAACUGAUCACAGAACACUCACCUGCUGAGUUGGACUACGCAACACGUGACCCCAUUUUGUUUGGUGAUUACAAUACAGCACCGGGAGGGGCUGAGAGCCGUGUGUACGAGGACGUCAAAGAUUACAAUACAGCAAGGGUACUACUCCAGGAGGUACUGGAGGACUACAACGAGAAGAAUAUGACGGCGAUGAACCUCGUCCUGUUUGACUAUGCCGUGGAGCACACGACACGCAUCCACCGCAUCUUGCGAAUUGACGGUGGUCACGGCCUGCUGGUCGGGGUUGGGGGCUCGGGGAAGCACUCGCUCACUCGCCUCGCCGCCUACACCGCCGGCUAUGAGAUGUUUGAGAUCAAGCUAACACGGGGAUAUGAAGAAAAGCAUUUUCGGGAAGACCUGAAGAUGCUGUACACAAAACUAGGCAUCGACAACAAGAAGAUUGUCUUCCUGUUCACUGAUGCACAUGUAGCCAAAGAGAGCUUUUUGGAGACCGUCAACAACAUGCUGACAUGUGGUGUGGUGCCAGCACUAUUUUUGGACGAUGAGAGAGAGAAUAUUGUGAACCAGAUUCGGGACGAGGCAACGAGCGUGGGCUUUGGGCUGUCCAAGGCAAGCAUCUGGCAGUACUUCAACGAAAAGAGUUCCAGCAAUCUGCACAUUGUGUUGAGCAUGUCUCCCGUGGGAGAUACUCUCAGGACAAGAUGUAGAAACUUCCCUGGUAUCGUAAACAACACAGGUAUAAAUUGGCUAUUUCGAUGGCCAAUUGAUGCACUAAAUGAAGUUGCAGAGACAUUUUUAGGAAAGAACCCCAUGAUUCCCAGCAACUACACAGAGGCUCUCAUCAACCACAUAGUUGUGGUCCACAAAUCUGUGAAAUCCUACACUGAGAAGUUUAAACAAGAACUCAGACGCGAGAAUUAUGUAACACCCAAGAAUUUUCUGGAUUUCAUCCAUAACUAUAUAAGACUGCUUCAGGAAAAGGACAUCUCCAUAAAGACCCAAUCCAGACGCCUGGAAGUUGGGCUAGAAAAGCUGCAGGAGGCCAGUGUGCAGCUGGUGGAGCUGAACGAGAGACUGGCCUUCCAGAGGGUGAUUGUAGCCGAAAAGUCCACAGCGUGUAAGCUGCUCUUGGAGGAGAUUGUUGCCAGUACUGUAGACGUGAAUGAGAAGAGACUGUUAGUAGAGGCGAAGGUGCAGGAGAUUGAGGAUCAGAACUUGAUGAUUUCCAAUGAAAAGAAGGAGGCAGAGGAAGCCCUGACAGCAGCUCUGCCUGCAUUGGAUGCUGCUCGGAAAGCCCUGCAGGAACUCGACAAGUCAGACGUCACUGAGAUAAGGUCUUUUGUGAAACCGCCCAAGCAGGUGCAGACAGUGUGCGAGUGCAUUCUGGUGAUGCAGGCUUAUAGGGAUAUCAGUUGGAAGUCUGCCAGGUCCAUGAUGUCUGAUACAAGUUUCCUGCGCACACUCAUGGAGAUGGACUGUGACGCUAUCACACCCAGCCAGGUCAAAACUAUCCGAGCUUUGAUGAAAUUGACAGCCUAUGAGGAAAUGGUGGCCAUCAGCAGGGCGGGCGCUGGCAUGCUGAAGUUUGUAGAGGCUGUUAUGGGCUACUGCGAUGUCGCACGUGACAUUAAGCCCAAACGGGAGAAGGUAGCCAAGCUGGAGCGGAAUUACCACCAGAGUAAACGGGAACUGGGCAAAAUCCAGCAAGAGUUUGCAUCACUGCAGGCCUUGGAGGCGACACUGAUGAAAAAGUACGAGGAGGCGAUGAUCGAAAAACAGCAGCUUCAGUCCGAGACUGAGAUCAUGGAGCGCCAGCUCAUUGCAGUGGACAAACUUUUUGCUGGCUUUGGUUCAGAGAAUAUCAGGUGGGCUGCGGAACUGGACGAGCUCCAGACGCGUCGGCUGAGGCUCCUGGGAGACUGUCUCAUCUGCUCGGCCUUCCUCAGCUACGAAGCCACCUUCAGCUUGAACUUUCGCAACGCCAUGCUGUACGAGGAGUGGCAGAGCGACAUUCUGUUGCGAAACAUCCCUCUGAGCCAGCCAUUCCACCUCGAGGCUCUGCUCUCUGACGACGUGGAGAUAAGCAGAUGGCGCUCAGAGGGCCUCCCAUCAGAUGAGAUGUCCGUGCAGAAUGGGAUCCUGACGGUGCAGGCCCACCGCACGCCGCUCUGUAUCGAUCCCCAGCAGCAGGCGCUCAAAUGGAUCAAGAGAAAGGAAGAGAAGAACCAAAUGAGGGUGACAUCAUUCAACAACCCAGAUUUCCUAAACCAUUUGGAGUUUGCCCUCAAGUACGGAUUCCCAUGCCUCUUCGAAGACGUGGAUGAGUUCAUUGACCCCGUGGUGGACAACGUGAUCACGCGGAAUGUCCAAGUGCAGCAGGGACGCCAGUUCAUUGUCCUCGGGGACAGGGAAGUGGACUUUGAUCCCAAUUUUAGGCUCUAUCUCAACACCAAGCUUGCAAACCCCAAGUACUCACCAUCAGUCUACAGCAAAACCAUGGUCAUCAACUACACAGUGACGAUGAAGGGUCUGGAAGAUCAACUGCUUGGCGUGAUCGUGGACUUUGAGCGGAAGGAGCUGGAGGAGCAGCGUGAGCGCCUCGUCCAGGAGACCAGCUCCAGCAAGAAUCUGCUAAAGGAGCUGGAGAACUCGCUUCUCCGUGAGCUCAUCACGUCCACAGGGAACAUGCUGGACAACGCACAGCUAGUGCAGACGCUCGAUGAGACCAAGGCCAAAGCCACCGAGGUCUCCGAGAAACUGGCCCUGGCAGAGCAAACUACUGUGGACAUUGACAUCCUGCGCAACGGGUAUCGCCCUGCUGCUCAACGUGGAGCAAUUCUUUUCUUCGGCCUGUCAGAAAUGGCCCUCAUAAACAGGAUGUACCAGUACUCGCUCUCCUCCUUCCUGAGAGUCUUCAGGUACUCUCUGCGCCACUCAAUCCCAGACAGCAACCUCGGCGUGCGCCUGCAAAACAUCAUGGAUGCGCUGACUUACAGAGUCUACAACUAUGGUUGCACAGGGCUGUUUGAAAACCACAAGUUGCUAUUCUCAUUUAAUAUGACACUCAAGAUUCAGCAGGCAGGUGGUCAGGUGCCUCAGAGAGAGUUGGAUUUCUUCCUGAAAGGAAACAUAUCCCAGGAGAGGAGUAAAAGGCAGAAGCCAUUUGAUUGGAUCCCUGACCAGGGCUGGGAGGACGUGGUGCAAUUAGCAGAAGUGUCCCCUGAGGCUUUUUCGAAUCUUCCAGGGGAUAUUGAGACACACGAAGUGGACUGGAAGGCUUGGUUUGAUCUGGAUGCCCCAGAACAGGCGACAAUCCCUUGUGAGCAUAAGAAUAGCCUGACGGCGUUCCAGCGUCUGCUGCACCUACGCUGUUUCCGCGUGGACCGGAUGAUCCGUGCCAUCACUGACUAUAUCACUAUUACCAUGGGCGAGAAGUACGUGCAGCCACCCGUCGUCAACAUGAAGAAUGUUUUUGACCAGAGCAGCUCCGCGUCACCCAUCAUAUUCAUUCUGAGCCCUGGUGCUAACCCCGCCAGUGACUUGAAGAAGCUGGCAGAGCAGUUGGGCUUCACCAGGAAGCACCUGCGAAUCCUUGCCAUGGGCCAAGGCCAGGAGAAGGUAGCCCUAAAGUUGCUGGAGCACGCAGCAGCACGGGGCCUGUGGCUGAUGCUGCAGAACUGCCACCUGUUGGUGAGGUGGCUCAGAGAUCUAGAGGAGGUCCUGGGCAAGCUGCACAACCCACACCCAAACCUGCGUGUGUGGCUCACGACGGAGCCAACUCCCCUCUUCCCCAUUGGCAUCCUGCGGAAAUCUCUCAAGGUCGUAACGGAGCCCCCAAGUGGCUUGAAGCUGAACCUGAGGGCGACGUACUUCAAGGUGUCGCACCAGGCACUGUCGGACUGCCCCCACCCUGACUUCCGCCAUCUCGUCUUCACGCUUGCCUUCUUCCACGCCGUCGUGCAGGAGCGUCGCAAGUACGGCAAGAUUGGCUGGAACGUCCCCUACAACUUCAAUCGGUCUGACUUCCAGGUUUGCAUGGAAAUUCUUAACACAUACCUAACCAAGGCAUACCAGCGAGUUCAAGGCAAGAUUCCCUGGGACAACCUCAAGUACCUGAUAGGCCAGGUGGUGUAUGGAGGCCGUGUCUUAGACAGUUUUGAUCAGAGAAUUCUGACCACGUACUUGGAUGAGUACCUGGGAGACUUUGUCUUCGACACCUAUCAGCCCUUCCAUUUUUUUCACAAUGAGCAUGUCGACUACAAAAUCCCACCCAUUGGGCCCAAUGACAGCUAUAUUGAUGCAAUUGAAUCUAUGCCUCUUGCGAACACACCAGAAGUGUUUGGGCUGCACCCAAAUGCAGAGAUCGGCUACUACACCCAGGCAGCAUGUGACAUGUGGAGGUACCUGGUGGAACUGCAACCACAAACUGGAGACACGAGUGUCGGAGAAAACCGUGAGGACUUCAUUGCUCAAGUGUCCGGGGACAUUGAGCAAAGGCUGCCCAUGAGGUUUGACCUGGGCCCCAUCAGGAAGGCCCUGGGAAGUGACAUCUCACCACCCACUGUAGUGCUCCUCCAGGAGCUGCAGCGCUUCAACCGUCUUGUCAUCUGCAUGGGCAGAUCCCUCAACGAGUUGCAGCGGGCACUGAUUGGUGAGGUAGGCAUGAGCAGUGAGCUGGAUGACUUGGCCCAAUCCCUGUUCAAUGGAGAGAUCCCAGCUAUUUGGAGGAAGCUUGCUCCCAACACGCUCAAGAGCCUUGGGAACUGGAUGAUACACUUCAAGCGCAGACACGACCAGUACUCAUCAUGGAUAUCUGAAGGAGAGCCACAUGUGAUAUGGCUGUCAGGGCUGCACAUUCCAGAGUCUUACCUGACUGCCCUUGUCCAGACCACAUGCCACAAAAAUGCAUGGCCACUGGACAGGUCCACCCUAUACACACAAGUUACUGGUUACCGCAGAGCUGAGGAGAUCACAGAACGCCGAGGGCAAGGCUACUUUGUGUCUGGCCUGUACUUGGAAGGAGCUGACUGGGACAUAGAGAGACGAUGCUUGGUUUGCAGUAGACCAAAAGUGCUUGUUGUGGAGCUCCCAAUUAUGGAAAUUAUUCCAACCCAGUUGCACUUACUGAAACUCCAGAACACUCUUCGAACACCCGUAUACGUGACAUCAAUGAGACGAAACGCAAUGGGAGAAGGGCUGGUAUUUGAAGCCGACUUGCACACCUCCCAGCACACGUCUCACUUGAUCCUGCAAGGAGUGUGCCUCACUCUCAACUCGAGCUGAUGUGUCUGCCAAGGUAAACUGGAUAAGAGUACUGCAUACAACACAAGUUUUUCCAACAUUGC